AUGGGUACAGAGGUCAGCCCAGUCAUGUCCCGUACAGCCGAAGAGCAGGCAGGUACUCACCCAAAAAUGAACAUAACAAAAUUGUUAUGAAAAUCUAAACUCAAUAUUCUGUUUGCUAAAAUCUAUUGUCACUAGAAAGUUUUGUAUGCAGAUGUUCAUCAUGAAUAAUAACAAUUUUAAGUCUUACAGCCAUUUUGUUGUUAAGAAGUUGUCACAGAUAUCAAAACACCAGCCAUCAUCAGUCAAGCAUAUUUUGUAGUGUUGUCAAGUUCAUUAUCUCCAGCUAGUUCAGUUCAGUCAGAGAGUGGGAACAACCAUAUUGUUUUAGCAUUGCUGUCUCAAUGACUUUGCCUCUCUGGUACCAGGUCACUUGGAUUCCUUCCCACUGUCUGAUCUUUCCUGUCUCUCCAGAUGUCUGCCCAACUUCUGUGAACAUGGAGGGCAGUGUUCCCAGUCCUGGAACACCUUCUACUGUGACUGCUCUGGAACAGGAUACACUGGAGCCACCUGCCACAACUGUGAGUACCUGCCUGCUCUCCGGCUGUUCUGGACAUGACUGGGCUGACCUCUGUACCCCAUUGUGUUUCAUUGUGUAAAUACAUUACCUGAUCAAAUGUAUGUGGACACCUGCUUGUCGAACAUCUCAUUCCAAAAUCAUGGGCAUUAAUAUGGAGUUGGUCCCCCUUUGCUGCUAUAACAGCCUCCACUAUUCUGGGAAGGCUUUCCAUUAGAUGUUGGAACAUUGCUGCGGGGACUUGCUUCCAUUCAGCCACAAGAGUGAGGUCGGGCACUGAUGUUGGGCGAUUAGGCCUGGCUCGCAGUCGGUGUUCCAAUUCAUUCCAAAGGUGUUCGAUGGGGUUGAGGUCAGGGCUCUUUGCAGGCCAGUCAAGUUCUUCCACACUGAACUCGACAAACCAUUUCUGUAUGGACCUCGCUUUGUGCAAGAGGGCAUUGCCAUGCUGAAACAGGAAAGGGCCUUCUCCAAACUGUUGCCACAAAAUUGGAAGCACAGGAUCAUCUAAAAUGUCAUUGUUUGCUGUAGCAUUAAGAUUUCCCUUCACUGGACCUAAGGGGCCUAGCCCGAACCAUGAAAAACAGCCCAGACCAUUAUUCCUCCUCCACCAAACUUUACAGUUGUCACUAUGCAUUGGGGUUGGUAGCGUUCUCCUGGCAUCCGCAAAACACAAAUUUGUCCGUCGGAAUGCCGGCCUGAAGCGUGAUUCAUCACUCGAGAAAAUGCGUUUCCACUGCUCCAGAGUCCAAUGGCGGCGAGCUUUACACCACUCCAGUCGACGCUUGGCAUUGCGCAUGGGGAUCUUAGGCCUGUGUGCGACUGCUCAGCCAUGGAAACCCAUUUCAUGAAGCUCCCGACGAACAGUUGUUGUGCUGACGUUGCUUCCAGAGGCAGUUUGGAACUCGGUAGUGAGUGUUGCAACCGAGGACAGAGGUUUUUACCCGCUACGUGCUUCAGCACUCAGCGGUCCCGUUUUGUGAGCUUGUGUGGCCUACCACUUCGCGUCUGAGCCGUUGUUGCUCCUAAACGUUUCCACUUCACAAUGACAGCACUUACAGUAGACUGAGGAAGCUCUAGCAGGGCAGAAAUGUUACGAACUGACUUGUUGUAAAGGUGGCAUCCUAUGACGGUGCCACGUUGAAAGCCACUGAGCUCUUCAUUAAGGCCAUUCUACUGCCAAUGUUUGUAUAUGGAGAUUGCAUGGCUGUGUGCUCGAUUUUCUACACCCUUCUACAGCAACGAGUGUGGCUAAAAUAGCCGAAUCCACUAAUUUGAAGGGGUGUCCACAUACUUUUGUAUAUAUAAUGCCUUGCAAAAGUAUUCAUCCCCCUUGGCGUUUUUCCUAUUUUGUUGCAUUACAACCUGUAAUUUAAAUUAAUUUUUAUUUGGAUUUCAUGUAAUGGACAUACACAAAAUAGUCCAAAUUGAUGUAGUGAAAUAAAAAAAAUUACUUGUUUCAAAAAAUUUAUAACGGACAAGUGGUACGUGCACACCCCCUUUGCUAUGAAGCCCCUAAAUAAGAUCUGGUGCAACCAAUUACCUUCAGAAGUCACAUAAUUAGAUAAAUAAAGUCCACCUGUGUGCAAUCUAAGUGUCACAUGAUCUGUCACAUGAUCUCAGUAUUGUGGAGAAGUGCAGAUCAGGGUUGGGUUAUAAAAAAUAUCAGAAACUUUGAACAUCCCACAAGGCACCGUUAAAUCCAUUAUAAAAAAAAUGGAAAGAAUAUGGCACCACAACAAACCUGCCAAGAGAGGACCGCCCACCAAAACUCACAAACCAGGCAAGGAGGGCAUUAAUCAGAGAGGCAACAAAGAGACCAAAGAUAACCCUGAAGGAGCUGCAAAGCUCCACCGCAGAGAUUGGAGUAUCUGUCCAUAGGACCACUUUAAGCUGUACACUCCACAGAGCUGGGCUUUACGGAAGAGUGGCCAGAAAAAAGCCAUUGCUUAAAGAAAAAGGAAGCAAACACGUUUGGUGUUCGCGAAAAGGCAUGUGGGAGACUCCCCAAACAUAUGGAAGAAGGUACUCUGGUCAGAUAAGACUAAAAUUGAGCUUUUUGGCCAUCAAGGAAAACACUAUGUCUAGCGCAAACCCAACACCUCUCAUCACGCCGAGAACACCAUCCCCACAGUGAAGCAUGGUGGUGGCAGCAUCAUGCUGUGGGGAUGUUUUUAUUGGCAGGGACUGGGAAACUGGUCAGAAUUGAAGGAAUGAUGGAUGGCGCUAAGUACAGGGAAAUUCUUGAGGGAAACCUGUUUCAGUCUUCCAGAGAUUUGAGACUGGGACGGAGGCUAACCUUCCAGCAGGACAAUUACCCUAAGCAUACUGCUAAAGCAACACUCGAGUGGUUUAAUGGGAAACAUUUAAAUGUCUUCGAAUGGCCUAGUCAAAGCCCAGACCUCAAUCCAAUUGAGAAUCUGUGGAAUGACUUAAUGAUUGCUCUACACCAUCGGAACCUAUCCAACUUGAAGGAGCUGGAGCAGUUUUGCCUUGAAGAAUGGGCAAAAAUCCCAGUGGCUAGAUGUGCCAAGCUUAUAGAGACAUACCCCAAGAGACUUGCAUCUAUAAUUGCUGCAAAAGGUGGCUCUACAAAGUAUUGACUUUGGUGGAGUGAAUAGUAUUUGUUGUUUAUUUCACAAGAAAAAAUAUUUUGCAUCCUCAAAGUGGUAGGCAUGUUGUGUAAAUCAAAUGAUACAAACACCCCCAAAAUCCAUUUUAAUUCCAGGUUGUAAGGCAACAAAAUAGGAAAAAUGCCAAUGACCUGAAUACUUUCGGAAGCCACUGUAUGGUGUAUACAGUCGUGGUCAAAAGUUUUGAGAAUGACACAAGUAUUGGUCUUCACAAAGUUUGUUGCUUCAGUGUUAUGAGAUAUUUUUGUCAGAUGUUACUAUGGUAUACUGAAGUAUAAUUACAAGCAUUCCAUUACAUGAAGUUGAUGCAAAGAGUCAAUAUUUGCAGUGUUGACCCUUCUUUUUCAAGACCUCUGCAAUCCGCCCUGGCAUGCUGUCAAUUAACUUAUGGGCCACAUCCUGACUGAUGGCAGCCCAUUCUUGUAUAAUCAAUGCUUGGAGUUUGUCAGAAUUUGUGGGUUUUUGUUUGUCCACCCGCCUCUUGAGGAUCGACCAGAAGUUCUCAAUGGGAUUAAGGUCUGGGGAGUUUCUUGGCCAUGGACCCAAAAUGUCGAUGUUUUGUUCCCCGAGCCACUUAGUUAUCACUUUUGCCUUAUGGCAAGGUACUCCAUCAUGCUGGAAAAGGAAUUGGUCGUCACCAAACUGUUCUUGGAUGGUUGGGAGAAGUUGCUCUCUGAGGAUGUGUUGGUACCAUUCUUUAUUAAUGGCUGUGUUCUUAGGCAAAAUUGUGAGUGAGCCCACACCCUUGGUUGAGAAGCAACACCACACAUGAAUGGUCUCAGGAUGCUUUACUGUUGGCAUGACACAGGACUGAUGGUAGCGCUCACCUUGUCUUCUCCAGACAAGGUGUUUUCAGGAUGCCCCAAACAAUCGGAAAGGGGAUUCAUCAGAGAAAAUGACUUUACCCUUCUUGACACAAGGCCAUCCUUCAAAAGUCUUCGCAUCACUGUGCAUGCAGAUGCACUCACAUCUGCCUGAUGCCAUUCCUGAGCAAGCUCUGCACUGUUGGUGCCCCGAUCCUGCAAUUGAAUCAACUUUAGGAGACGAUCCUGGCGCUUGCUGGACUUUCUUGGGCACCCUGACGCCUUCUUCACAACAAUUGAACCUCUCUCCUUGAAGUUCUUGAUGAUCCGAUAAAUGGUUGAUUUAGGUGCAAUCUUACUAGCAGCAAUAUCUUUGCCAGUGAAGCCCUUUUUGUGCAAAGCAAUGAUGACGGCACGUUUUUCCUUGCAGGUAACCAUGGUUAACAGAGGAAGAACAAUGAUUUCAAGCACCACUCUCCUUUUAAAGCUUCCAGUCUGUUAUUCUAACUCAAUCAGCAUGACAGAGUGAUCUCCAGCCUUGUCCUCGUCAACACUCUCACCUGUGUUAACGAGAGAAUCACUGACAUGAUGGUAGCUAGUCCUUUUUUGGCAGGGCUGAAAUGCAGUGGAACUGUUUUUUAAGUUCAUUUUCAUGGCAAAGAGGGACUUUGCAAUUAAUUGCAAUUCAUCUGAUCACUCUUCAUGACAUUCUGGAGUAUAUGCAAAUUGCCAUAAUCAAAACUAAGGCAACAGACUUUGUGAAAAUUAGUAUUUGUGUCAUUCUCAAAACUUUUGACCACGACUGUAAAUAAACAAUCUAGUCUCACUAUUUCAUUAUCUAAUAUGUUGUUGUAAGGUUUAGCCAUAGAUUGUUUUGCAUACUUAGAGGGUGUUUGAUGAGAUAUGAGACACUGUAGUUAUUGCUAGGCCACCAUCACAUUUGAAAUGGAAACGAAUACGAAUACACAUGACCCCAUAAUAAAACUCUGUUUCUGCAAGCAUUUUUGUUUUUAUAACGGCCUGUGAACAUAUGUUAUUACAUUUACCUUACUCAAAUUGUAUUUUCAUUCUCUACUCCCGUGUGUGUUCCUCUGUAGCCAUCUAUGAGGCAUCAUGUGAGGCCUACAGGCUGACUGGCAGCUCCUCAGGCUACUUCUCCAUUGAUCCAGAUGGCAGUGGACCUCUGGGGCCGAUACAGGUCUACUGCAACAUGACAGGUGAGCUGCCAUCCUGGCCCUCAACCUUACAUACACAUUUAGACUGAUGGCCUUUAUGAUCUUGUUGUCAGACUAAUCUAGAUUUACAGCCGGAUUGCCAUUGAUUGACUUUAAAAUGGCGCCGGAGGGGAUUGAUGCCGUUUUAUGGGCUCUUAACCAACCGUGCUAUUUUGUUUGUAUUUUCGCAUUGUUUGUAACUUAUUUUGUACAUAAUGUUGCUGCUACCAUCUCUUAUGACCGAAAAGAGCUUCUGGACAUCAGAACAGCGAUUACUCACCUUGAACUGGACGAAUAAUUUUUCUUUAAUGAGUCGGACGAGAGGGAUUUUCAGACACCCGACAGGGCCCUCAUCCCUGUCAUUCACAGGAGAAAGAGACGGAGAUAUCGCGGAAGGAGAUCGGGGUGCCUGAUAAGGAGCCGGCGACAAGUGCCUAAUCUGCCUUUGCCAUUGGUACUAUUGGCCAACGUACAAUCGCUGGAUAAUAAAGUGGCAAACUAAAAGCAUGUAUAUCCUACUGUCACGGUUUUGGCCGAGACUGCUCCUCCUCCUGGUUCGGGCAGGCUUCGGCGUUCGCCGUCCCCGGAGUACUAGCUGCCACCGUUGUAUGUUUCGUGGUGUGAUUGCUUUAGUCUGUCUUGUACACCUGUGUCUGUUUGUGUUCUGAUUACGUGUCUUAUAAGUUCCCUGUUUUGUAUUAGUUAGAUUGUGUGUUGUUGUUUGCCUGUCGUGCGGAGCUGCGUGUUUGCGCUCUGUUAGUUUUGUUUAUUGUUUUACGCAUGUUGCGUAAUUCCCUCGCCUCCGUUUGUUUUCGAGGUCGUGUACUGUUUUGUUGAACUUUGGACUAGUAAAGUCUUUUGGACGAAUCCUCUGUGUCCUGCGCCUGACUCCUCCACCACAUCCACAUCGGUUCUUUUGACAGAGCAACACAACCAACCAUGGAGUCAGCAGGAGCAGCGGCGGCACCCAAGUCGCUGGAAGAGCGGAUCAGCUAUCAAGACACCAUGAUCCGGCAACUUGGGGCCGCCAUGGACGAGGUGUCCAACACUCUGCGCCGGUUGGUGACUGGAGAGGUGCCUACGCCUUCUUACUCCAUCCCAUCACCAACGGCCAGUCCUCCUCUCUCAGCACCGGAACCCAGUGGCAUUCGGCUCUCGCUCCCGAGGGCAUAUGACGGUUCUGCAGCCGGGUGUCAGGGGUUCCUCCUGCAGGUGGAACUCUACCUGGCUACCAUACACCCAGCGCCCUCGGGAUACGAGAGCGUCUCCACCCUCAUCUCCUGUCUAUCCGGCAAGGCGUUGGAGUGGGCCAACGCCGAAUGGAGGGGAAUAGACGCCGCUACCAUCACCUACGCGGGGGAGCGUCUGUUCCACCUCCGACAGGGGAAGAGGAGCGCACAGGAGUUCGCACUGGAGUUCCGGACGCUAGCGGCGGAUGCGGGGUGGAAUGAGAGGGCCCUCAUCGACCAUUACCGGUGCAGCCUACGAGAGGACGUUCGUCGUGAGCUGGCCUGCAGGGACACCAACCUAUCAUUCGACCAGUUGGUGGACAUCUCCAUACGUCUCGACACCCUGCUGGCUACCCGCGGACGUCCCGAGUGGGGGCCGACCAUUCCACCCUCCAGCACCUCCGAGCCGAUUCCCAUGGAGCUCGGGGGUGCUGGCGCUAGAGAGAGGAGGAGAUAGAAACCGAGGGGGGCCACCCCCUGCACCAACUGUGGCCGUGGAGGACACACCGCGGCCAGGUGCUGGGGAGGGUCUCCUGGGAGAGGGGACAACAGGUCACGCACUGGGGAGUCAUUUCAGGUGAGUAGGCGCCCCACUUACCCAGAGCUUUCUGUUGGUCACAUGAGUAUUCCUGUGAGAUUUCCACAGGUGGCACCUCAUUCCCAGCAUAAGGCGCUAGUAGAUUCAGGCGCAGCUGGGAAUUUUAUUGAUCGGGCAUUUUGUUAUAGGUUUGGAAUUCCCCUUCGGCCGGUAGAAGCCCCCUUUCCUGUCCACGCCUUAGACAGCCGGCCGUUGGGGUCGGGGCUGAUCAGAGAAGUCACAGCACCACUUACUAUGACGACGCAGGGGGGUCAUGAGGAGAUCAUUCAGUUUUAUCUGAUUGACUCUCCUGCGUACCCCGUGGUGUUGGGGCUUCCCUGGUUAAGCACCCACGAUCCUACCAUUGCGUGGCAACAGAGGGCUCUUAUGGAGUGGUCUGCCCAGUGUGUAGGGAGAUGUCUAGGUGUUUCCUUAGGGGCGACCUCGGUUGAGAGUCCGAACCAAGUGCCCGCAAUGCGCAUUCCCCCUGAGUAUGAGGACUUAGCACUCGUGUUCAGCAAGACGAGGGCAACACGGCUACCACCUCAUAGACAGGGGGACUGUGCGAUAAAUCUCCAAACAGGAGCGGCUCUUCCGCGGAGCCGUGUGUAUCCCCUGUCUCAAGAGGAGACAGCGGCUAUGGAGACUUACAUAGCUGAGUCCUUGGCACAGGGAUACAUAUGGUCCUCCACUUCCCCGGUUUCCUCGAGUUUCUUCUUUGUGAAGAAGAAUGACGGGGGUUUGCGCCCGUGUAUUGAUUACCGUAGUCUCAAUCAGAUCACGGUUAAGUACAGUUACCCUCUUCCACUGAUUGCGACUAUGACGGAGUCAUUACGCGGAGCGCAGUUCUUCACAAAGUUGGAUCUCAGGAGCGCGUACAAUCUGGUGCGCAUUAGGGAGGGGGAUGAAUGGAAAACGGCAUUUAGCACCACCUCGGGUCAUUACGAGUAUCUCGUCAUGCCAUACGGGCUAAUGAAUCCUCCUUCAGUCUUCCAAUCCUUUGUUGACGAGAUUUUCCGGGACAUGCAUGGGCAGGGUGUGGUAGUGUACAUCGACGACAUCCUAGUGUACUCUUCUACACGAGCCGAGCAUGUAGCCCUGGUGCGCCGAGUGUUGAGAAGACUGUUGGAACAUGACUUGUAUGUCAAGGCAGAGAAAUGCCUGUUCUUCCAGGAGUCCGUCUCCUUUUUGGGUUAUCGGUUGUCCGCGUCUGGUGUGGAGAUAGAGGUAGACCGUGUGUCGGCCGUGCGUAAUUGGCAAACUCCAACCACUGUAAAAGAGGUGCAGCAGUUCUUGGGUUUUGCUAAUUACUACCGGAGGUUUAUUCGGGGCUUUGGACAGGUUGCAGCGCCCAUUACGUCCCUGUUAAAGGGGGGUCCGGUUCGUCUGCAGUGGUCAGCUGAGGCGGACAGGGCAUUUGUCAAACUGAAGAACCUGUUCACCUCGGCCCCGGUGCUGGCGCAUCUGGAUCCCUCUUUACCAUUCCAAGUAGAGGUAGACGCGUCCGAGACCGGUAUUGGGGCAGUCCUGUCACAACGGUCCGGCACGCCACCUAAGCUCCGCCCCUGUGCGUUCUACUCUAAGAAACUCAGCUCGGCGGAGCGCAAUUAUGACGUUGGGGACAGGGAGCUGUUAGCUGUAGUCCAGGCCCUAAAGGUGUGGAGGCAUUGGCUUGAGGGGGCUCAACACCCUUUCCUCAUUCUGACCGAUCACCGUAACCUGGAGUACAUCCGGGCAGCUAGGAGAUUGAACCCUCGUCAGGCUAGGUGGAACAUGUUCCUGACCCGGUUUGUUUUUAAGACCACAUACAUCCCAGGGUCCCAGAACGGUAAGGCAGACGCCCUGUCCCGGCGGUAUGACACAGAGGAGAGGUCCAUUGAGCCCACUUCCAUACUGCCGGAGUCUUGUCUGGUGGCUCCGGUGGUAUGGGAGGUCGAUGCGGAAAUCGAGCGGGCACUGCGUGCCGACCCUACUCCCCCCGAGUGUCCUGUGGGGCGGAAGUACGUUCCGCUCGAGGUUCGUGAUCGUCUGAUUUAUUGGGCUCAUACAUCACCCUCCUCUGGACAUCCAGGUAUUGGCCGGACAGUGCACUGCCUUAGCGUGAAAUACUGGUGGCCAACGUUAGCUAAGGAUGUGAGGGUUUAUGUCUCCUCCUGCUCGGUGUGCGCCCAGUGUAAGGCGCCUAGACAUUUGCCCAGGGGUAAGUUACAUCCCCUGCCCGUUCCACAACAACCAUGGUCCCACCUCUCGGUGGAUUUUGUGACCGACCUACCCCCUUCCCAGGGGAAUACCACAAUUUUGGUCAUUGUGGAUCGGUUUUCCAAGGCCUGUCGUCUCCUCCCAAUGCCGGGUCUCCCUACUGCCCUACAGACCGCCGAGGCCCUAUUUACCCACGUGUUCCGGCACUAUGGGGUCCCCGAGGAUAUUGUGUCUGACCGAGGUCCCCAGUUUACCUCCAGAGUCUGGGGGGCGUUCAUGGAACGCUUGGGGGUCUCGGUGAGCCUUACCUCGGGGUACCACUCAGAGAGCAAUGGGCAGGUUGAACGAGUCAACCAGGAUGUGGGUAGGUUUUUGAGGUCCUAUUGCCGGGACCGGCCGGAGGAGUGGUCCAGGUAUAUCCCCUGGCCCACUCCAAGAAGAUGAGAUAGGAGAGACCCCUCCGCCCCCUUUGGACAUCGAGGGGGCCCCGGCGUACAGGGUCCGGACCAUCUUGGACUUGAGGCGCCGGAUGAGUGGUCUCCAGUAUCUCGUGGAGUGGGAGGGGUACGGUCCGGAGGAACGGUGCUGGGUGCCUAGGAGGGACAUCCUCGAUCCAUCCCUCCUGACUGAGUUCCACCGUGGGCAUCCCACGCGCCCGGGUCCGCGUCCUCCUGGCCGUCCCCGAGGCCGGGGUCGGCGCACGGCUGGAGCCGCGCGUCAAGGGGGGGGGUACUGUCACGGUUUCGGCCGAGACUGCUCCUCCUCCUGGUUCGGGCAGGCUUCGGCGUUCGCCGUCCCCGGAGUACUAGCUGCCACCGUUGUAUGUUUCGUGGUGUGAUUGCUUUAGUCUGUCUUGUACACCUGUGUCUGUUUGUGUUCUGAUUACGUGUCUUAUAAGUUCCCUGUUUUGUAUUAGUUAGAUUGUGUGUUGUUGUUUGCCUGUCGUGCGGAGCUGCGUGUUUGCGCUCUGUUAGCUUUGUUUAUUGUUUUACGCAUGUUGCGUAAUUCCCUCGCCUCCGUUUGUUUUCGAGGUCGUGUACUGUUUUGUUGAACUUUGGACUAGUAAAGUAUUUUGGACGAAUCCUCUGUGUCCUGCGCCUGACUCCUCCACCACAUCCACAUCGGUUCUUUUGACACCUACUAACGGGACAUUAAAAACUUUAAUAUGUUUCACCGAGUCGUGGCUGAACGACGACAUGAAUAACAUACAGCUGGCGGCCUAUACACUGUAUCGGCAGGAUAGAGCAGCAGCCUCUGGUAAGACAAGGGGUGGUGGUCUAUGUAUAUUUGUAAACAACAGCUGGUGUAUGAUAUCUAAGGAAGUCUCGAGGUUUUGCUCGCCUGGUGUAGACCACACUAUCUACCAAGAGUUUUCAUCUAUAUACUUCGUAGCUGUCUAUUUACCAGCACAAACCGAUGCUGGCACUAAGACCGCACUCAAUGAGCUAUAUACAGCCAUAAGCAAACAGGAAAAUGCUCAUCCAGAGGCGGCGGUUCUAAUGGCCGGGGACUUUAAUGCAGGGAAACUUAAAUCUGUUUUACCUCAUUUCUACCAGCAUGUUAAAUGUGCAACCAGAGGGAAAAAAAACUCUAGACCACCUUUACUCCACACACAGAGACGCGUACAAAGCUCUCCCUCGCCCUCCAUUCGGCAAAUCUGACCAUAAUUCUAACCUCCUGAUUCCUGCUUACAAGCAAAAACUAAAGCAGAAAGCACCAGUGACUUGGUCAAUAAAAAAGUGGUCAGAUGAAGCAGAUGCUAAGCUACAGGACUGUUUUGCUAGCACAGACUGGAAUAUGUUCCGGGAUUCUUCCGAAGGCAUUGAGGAGUACAUGGCCGUGUGGUGCCAGGAUUACAACCUCUCCCUCAACAUGAUCAAGACAAAGGAGAUGAUUGUGGACUACAGGAAAAAGAAGAGGGCCGAGCACGCCCCCAUUCUCAUCGACGGGGCUGUAGUGAAGCAGGUUGAGAGCUUCAAGUUCCUUGGUGUCCACAUCACCAACAAACUAACAUGGUCCAUGCACACCAAGACAGUUGUGAAGAGGGCACAACAAAACCUAUUCCCCCUCAGGAGACUGAAAAUAUUUGGCAUGGGUCCUCAGAUCUUCAAAACGUUCUACAGCUGCAACAUCGAGAGCAUCCUGACUGGUUGCAUCACUGCCUGGUGUGGCAACUGCUCGGCUUCCGACCGCAAGGCACUACCGAGGGUAGUGCGUACGGCCCAGUACAUCACUGGGGCCAAGCUUCCUGCCAUCCAGGACCUCUGUACCAGGCGGUGUCAGAGGAAGGCCCAUGGGGCGGCACACAAUUGGCCCAGCGUCGUCCAGGUUAGGGGAGGGUUUGGCUGGCAGGGGUAUUCUUGUCCCGUCGCGCACUAGCGACUCCUGUGGCGGGCCGGGUGCAGUGCACGCUGACACGGUCGCCAGGUGUACGGUGUUUCCUCCGACACAUUGGUGCAGCUGACUUCCGGUUUAAGCGUGCAUUGUGUCAAGAAGCAGUGUGGCUCGGCUGGGUUGUGUUUCAGAGGACCCAUGGCUCUUGACCUUCGCCUUUCCCGAGUCUGUAUGGGAGUUGCAGCGAUGGGACAAGACUGUAACUACCAAUUGGAUACCUCCAAAUUGGGGAGAAAAAGUAUUUUUAUAUAUAUAUUUUUUAUAAAAUAUUUUUAAAAAGACUCCAGCCACCCUAGUCAUAGACUGUUCUCUCUGCUACCGCACGGCAAGCGGUACCGGAGUGCCAAGUCUAGGUCCAAGAGGCUUCUAAACAGCUUCUAACCCCAAGCCAUAAGACUACUGAACAUCUAAUCAAAUGGCUACCCAGACUAUUUGCAUUCCCCCCCUUCCGCUUUUACGCUGCUGCUACUCUUUGUUUAUUAUCAAUGCAUAGUCACUUUAAUAACUCUACCUACAUGUAUAUAUUACCUCAAUUGCCUCAACUAACCAGUGCCCCUGCACAUUGACUCUGUGCCGGUGCCCCCUGUAUAUUGCCUCACUAUUGUUAUUUUACUGCUGCUCUUUAAUUAUAUGUUACUUUUAUUUUAUUUUUUAGGUAUUCUUUCUUAAAACGGUAUUGUUGGUUAAGGGCUUGUAAGUAAGCAUUUCACUGUAAUGUCUACACCUGUUGUAUUUGGGUGCAUGUGACAAAUAUAAUUUGAUUUGAUUUGAUUUUGAUCAUAAUCCAACAAUAUUAUGAUAAUUCAGAUCAAUCUCAGUCUAUUUCAUUGAUCUUCAUGGGCUUUAUUUAAGCUAGGUACAUUCUGGAUUAAAUGCAUUUUUCUUUUCCCUUUAUCCCUUUAUUUGGGAAGCAGCCACAUUAGACCGUUUCAUAUCUGUAAAAUCUGAAUGCACUGGUUGACCAAGACUGACUGGUAAUUAGGGGGACUGUCAGAUAUGUAAAUAUCUCCCAGCUUGGUACAGGAUCGUGAAUAAUCAUACAUCAUAUUCAAAUCACUCCUCGAAAUGAAACUUAACGUAUAAUCAGUACGGUGCUUUCAGAUUGUGACUCUGACUUUCUGACUUGUGUCAUCCUCAAUUAUUCUAUUUAUGCAUGUUCCUUUUUACAUCUGUUUUUAAAAGUGUCAAAAUAAACUAAACUAAAACCUGUUUCUUAUUUGCUCCAUAUUGUGUGUGUAGAGGACAAGGUGUGGACAGUGGUGACACACAACAGCACAGAUCCAGUCAGUGUCCAGGGUUCUACACUCCAGAAGCCCUACAUAACGAAGUUCAAUUACAGCGCCUCACCUGAACAACUGAUGGCCCUCGUGGCCGGGUCAGUGCAGUGUCAACAGGAAGUAGUAUACAGCUGCAGGAAGUCCCGCCUCUUUAACACUUGGGGUGAGCAUUUCCUGUAUUGGCUUGCAACGUGAUUGAAACCUGAUCUCCUCAAAACAGUUCAGUUACAGAUAUUUAGCACAUUUCACUUAGCAGGCAUCCGAAGCACAACCCAUUUAAUACCCAUUGUUUGUCCAUGAAGAGUUUGUUUAUUCCCAGCUGUAUAAGUUCUAUUGAACAUUGUUUGUGUGCUGUCGCAUGGGGAGUUGAAGAAUUCAUCUAGCUAGUGAGACCCCUUUAUUCCCUCAGUUUUCUCAUCGCUUGGGGAGAACUCAACUAUAGGUUCAUCUUUUAUGAAAAAUGUAGUCAGAUCUCUAUGAGGUGAAUACAAUGUCACCGCAGACAAUAAACAAGUUUAUUAUGCCCAAACAACAAGAUAAUUAAAGGAAAAAAAUAGUGUUAUUUUCAGGCCCAGUAGAUAUGAAACAAAACAUAAUUGCUUUCAUUGUUUGCUUGAACGCUUCAGAAACCGCUGCUGUCUAAAAAAGAAGAGAUUUAAAAACACAGCUCACUGUAAUUUGACUUGCAAACAACAGAUGUGAUAGAAACAGGAAGAUUCGGUGUAAUUGUAUAAAUGCUGACAGAUAAUUUGUUCGUUCGACAUGUUGGGAUCUUUUUUUGUCAGUAAAAUGUAUAAUGCAGGAAAUGGCAGUGGAAACGCCUUUAAAGCACAAAUAUUGGUAUAAUAACCAUCAUAUCGAAGUAAAUUUGGAGUCACGCGAUGAUAUGGUGUGUGGUCCUCCUACUACAACUCAGGAAACCAUUCAGUUUAUUAGGCUACAGAUAAAAUAAGUUAUCAUGAACUUCACAGGGUGGUGAAAGUGCACGGUGAUCAGCUUGAUGCUGCUUCUUGAUGCUGCUUUCCAAUAAAUAUCGAGGGUCUUAUUCUGGUGACAUGAUGAUCGAUGCUUGACUACCGUUUGACAAAUAAAAACAUUCUCUCUCUUAUCCAUAAUAAUCUCAUCAUGUAGACUAGCCAACCCUCACAGCCUACUGUAUCUACGUGCUGUUGGCUAGAGCGCAGGUACCAAGGCCAGAGUAGGCACAUUUGCUAUUUAACACAACAGUUAUUGUGACAAAACUAUCGGUAAAGUUGAAAAUGCCAUGGAAACACAUUGAACUUUCAAUUUGUAUUCAGUACAUGAAAACUUAAGCGAAAAAGUACAUUUUGUGUGCGCUACGUCAUCACGCACUGAUUUUUAUCCUCAACAAGUCAGUUUAGUAGAAACAUACCACUUGUGGGAAAAUGCUCAUAUUUUCUUUAUGCGGAUUCUAGAAUAUUCACAUGAAAAUCUGUCGCCAAUUGGAUGGAAUCCUAGCUAGUGAUGCACUUUCUAUCCUGCUAUAUGAAAGAUGGCUUUUUUCAUUCUACAUCAUAAGAAGCUUUACAGAAAGGUUAUCAUUAUGGCCAGGCCUACACUUCAUUUGCCAGAGACAGAACUAGAUCCAUAUGCUAAAUAUAAGCUGCAUAAUGUGCAAAGCUGAAAGAGGUUAAACUAAAGCAAACAAGAAUGGAUUUGUAAAAAGCGGAUUAUCUUAACAUGAUAACAUCUACUCCACAUGUACAUAUUUCAUUUGCAUGAAAAAGGGAAACUUUAUUUAGCUCACCUUUUCACUAUAAUGACAGUAAGAUCUUACAUAACAUUAUUUUUGAGUAACAGGAACUUACCGUUUACCCUCACCAUUUAUCUAGAUGAAAGCAUCACUUUGUCUCUCCUGUCAUUGAAAAUUCCAAGUGAUUUAUUCUCUGGAAGGGUCUUGAUAAAUACAUUCUUCCUAACUCCUUGAGACGGUAACUCAUCUCCCUAUACGGAAAUAUAGAUUUAAUCAGAUCUUCCACUGUGUUUGAGCACGUUUGGAAACCAAUUUCCUCAUGAUUACUUUGAUUUAACUGGAAAACAAGACACAGACACCACUACUGCAUUUUGUUGAAUUAUUAACCUGGCUCUUAUCCCAGACCUACCUAAACCAUAAAAACCAGGAUUACUGUAUAUCCUGUCUCAAACUAUAUCGGACGCUAAUGGAAAGCAAACAACUGAUUUAUUGCGAUUCAUCACGAUGGUUGAAAUUUUGUGAAAGAAUCUUGAUGCAAGUAUUAAAGUCAAGGUCAGGCUAUAUCAAGCAUAAUUUUAGCAUCAAUGCAUGAAUAUGGGGAAAUCCUCUUGGUGUAGAAUUACCACCAAUCCAAACCCAUAAAGUAUAGUAUAUACUCAUCCUAUUUCCAUAUAAUUUCUUAUUCCUAAACCAUUUCUGUAUUCGGUGGUCUAUUCAGCUUUGUUUCAAUUGAGUAACAAUGGCAAUUUGACAUGAUGAACAAAGGCAGAAUGAUAUUGGAUAACAUGCUUUGGUACACUGUAAUCCGUUACCCACAACAUACACUGUCAAUGUCAGUCAGUGUGACUUGACCAGUAUCACUGUCACAAGCCCCCCAUGCCCACACUUAUCAAAUUACUCUCAAUGUAAUGUUUCCAUUAUACGGUCCCCACUCUCCCACCACUCUCCUGUCUUAAGAGUACAGUCUGAGAGCUAAGAGGCUGCUCCCUGCAGGCCUGUAGUGUCUCUAAUGCAGAGUCAUAUUGUCUGACGGAUGGCUGUAGCGGGGCCACUUACAGAUGCUCCAGGAAAUGAGCCCUGGGUGUCUGACUGGCGUCACUGAGGGCUCAUUGACACAAUGCCAUGGGAUGCCAACAGAUGCCCAGGGCUCUAAUCACAGUCACUGCACAGAUAAUGCUACUCUAUAUGUGGAUCUAAUUGUAAUACUGUGGUUGGUGCAGAUGGCAGCCCCCUGUCCUGGUGGGUGGACCAGGGUGGAGAGAGACGGACCUACUGGGGAGGCUUCCUGCCGGGGGUUCAGCAGUGCUCCUGCAGCCUGGAGGAAAACUGCAUGGACAUGAACUACUUCUGUAACUGUGAUGCUGACACAGACUCAUGGUAACAAUGCAAAUGGCUCUCUGUGUAUCUACUGCCCUGUCCAUUUUUAUUUUUUAUUUAACCUUUAUUUAACUAGGCAAGUCAGUUGAGAACAAAUUCUUAUUUACAAUGACGGCCUACACCGGCCAAACCCGGACGACGCUGGGCCAAUUGUGCGCUGCCCUAUGGGACUCCCAAUCAGGGCUGGUUGUGAUACAGCCUGGAAUCGAACCAGGGGGUCUGUAGUGACGCCUCAAGCACUGAGAUGCAGUGCCUUAGACCGCUGCGCCAUCAAUAUGAUUUAGCUACAAAUCUGUGUGCAUAUCUUUUAAUUCUUGUCCCAUCUUAUAUUUCCACAUUUCUACAGUAUUCAGUAUAUUACCUUGUGUCAAAUAUUGAGAUUAAGUGGGUCAUGACAGGGGAGGCGUGUGUUCUAUCAUUGUUUGAUUCCUUCCACAGAGAGCAUACUCUCCUCUCUGUAUUGCAGGGCUAAUGACACAGGAGUCCUCUCCUACAAAGAGCACUUACCAGUGAGUGAGAUCGUGAUUGGAGACACCAGCAGAAAAGGCUCUGAGGCGCUCUACAGAAUCGGCCCACUGUGUUGUUAUGGUGACAGUAGGUGAACUCUUCUGUUUUGUGACAUUUUUAUCUUACAGAUGGUCCCUUUAAACAUCCUUGUUUUUCCAGGCCAAAUGCUGAUGAAAUAUUGAGUAUGUUCAAAUGCUCCACUCAGUCCCAAGAUAUUCAUCCUCAUCUCUGUAUCUUUCUUAUGUGAGUCAAGACUUUCCUCUAAGAAGAAAUGUGUAUUUCCUGUUUUCUAGAGUCUGUGUGGAAUGCAGCGUCCUUCUACCAGGAGUCAUCCUACCUGCACUUCCCGACCCUCCAGGCAGAGCUCAGCACUGACAUCUCCUUUUACUUCAAGACCAGCGUCCCAUCAGGAGUCUUUCUGGAGAACCUGGGCCUCAAGCACUUCAUCAGACUCGAGCUCAGCUGUGAGUUUGUGGGCCACACACGCACACACAAACACACACACGCUCAGAAAUAAUCUGCACUUCGUUUCAUGAGAGCACGACAUUACAUAAAAUCACAAAUCUAAUCAAAUUUUAUUGGUUGCGUACACAUAUUUUGCAGAUGUUAUCGCAGGUGCAGUGAAAUGCUUAUGUUUCUAGCUCCAACAGUGCAGUAAUACCUAAGAAUACAAAACAAUACACACAAAUCCCCACAAAAUUAAGAAAGGAAUUAAGAAAUAUCAGGACAAGCAAUGUCAGAGUCUGGAAUAUAAAUAUACUUUAUAUGUAUAUCAUGGUGUGUAUAGACAUUAUGGAGAGUAUAUUAAUAGAAAAGGUGUGUACAGCAGUAGUUAUAUAGGAUGAGCCUUGACAUGUGCUUCAAAAAGCUGUCCAAGCUGUCCAUCUAGAUAUAGACUUCAUAAUGUCAUCCAAAUGAUAAGAUGUAUUAUAAAGUACCAUUGCAGUGCUAUAUCUUUAAGCUGUCAACUUAGCUUUGAAUAGAUGCAGAAAAUGACCCAUGUGCCUAGAGAGAGAAAGAGCAUAAAAGAGGGUUGGAGGGGUGGCAGGGGGUUGGGACAGGAAAUUCUCAGAACUCAUUGUGAGGACAUACUUCUAUUGAAGGGGAAAUGUGAGAAACCAUUGACAAUGGAAGUACAAAAUGUGAAAGAUGAGUUCUCUGUGACCUGACUGUCAGCUAUUCUCCUCCUGUUCUGCUCCCUCAGCUCCGUCCAUGGUGACGUUCUCCUUUGACGUGGGAAACGGGGGGGUGGUCCUGGCUGUCAAGUCCCAUGUGCCACUGAAUGACAGGCAGUGGCACUAUGUGAGGGCGGAGCGCAAUGUGAAGGAGGCCUCUCUGCAGGUGGACCAGCUGCCCUUGCGCUUCCUGGAAGCCCAAUCUGACGGACACCUCCGCCUCCGGCUCAACAGCCAGCUGUUUGUGGGUAGGACUGGCUUGUCCUCAUAGCCUUAGUCUCAGUCUCAACAGCCAGCAGUUUGUGGAUAGGGCUGGUCUGCUCUUAGUCUCAGUCUCAGUCUCAACAACCAACUGUGUGUUGGUAGGGCUGGCCUUGGCCUCAUUAGAUAAUAUAACCCCCCUUAGGAAAUAUUUUAUUUCUUUAGGCAGCCUUUAACAGUGGCCUUUCCCCCUCAAGUUCCACCAGAGAUAUACUGUAUUGUCUCGGUACAGUUGCUAUCUCAGGAUUUACAGUGUCCUCAAAUUUGACAGUAGGUCACUGUAUGAAUUAUAAUGCUAUUAGAUAUUCUUUUUCAUAUUCAUUAUCAUUAUUUCACUGUAACUUUCUGGUUAUGCCAAGGCAUUACACACAUGAAUGGGUUCCCUAUAAGAAAUUCCCAAUGAGCUUUCCCUGAGAUUAAACCUUUAUUUGGCCAUAAAUCUUGAUUUGUCAUUCAGGGGCUAUACUGUUUCUUCUGCUCAUAAUGGCUUGAAAGGUCAGCCCAACUCUUCAUUGUUAAAGAUAUUCUUCCAUAUUUGCAUAUAGUUAGUCUUAAUGAGGCCUCUCACACAUGAAUAGUUCCAGAGAGGUCUUAGAUGCUUACUGGAAUUCAAUCAAGGGUUACAGUAAAUCAGUGAGGUGCUUUCAUAUGUAUGAAGACUAGUUAGAAAUAUGUUAUAACAUAUAUAACUUGUCAUCUCCUCCUCUAGGGGAAACAGCAGCCAGGCAGUGGGGCUUCAGGGACUGCAUUAUGUAUAUAGAGUAGUUAUAAAUCUGUAAUAGGCAUUAUUAACUAGUUAUAACCUGCAGUCUCACCUCUAGGAGGAACAGCAGCUAGUACUCAGUGGAAUAUUAUGCAUGAUAUACUAGUUAUAAAUGUGUUAUAAUUCUGUAAAAGCCAUAUUAAGUCAUUAUAACCUGUGGUCCCUCCUCCAGGGGGAACAGCAGCCAGGCAGAGGAGCUUCAUGGGCUGUAUCAGAACUCUGACUAUAAACGGCAUGACCUUUAACCUGGAGGAGCGGGCUAAGAUGACCCCGGGCGUAAGUGCCGGCUGCCCCGGCCACUGCAGCGGCUCCAGCCGUCUCUGCCACAACAGAGGGAGGUGCAUCGAGAAGAACAGCGGCUACGUCUGUGACUGCUCCCAGUCUGCUUACGGGGGACCCUCCUGCAAGGAAGGUCUGUGAGGAUAUGCCCCAAAAAUUUGAUGUAAAUGGGUUCACUCAUGAGAUUGUCUAUGAUGAAUUAUUAAAUGGAAAAACACUUAAAACACAAUGAUUAAGACAUAAGAAUAGGCUUACACUUUGAAAUUAUUAAUAAUUUAUCUAAUACAGUUAGUACUUCGAACUUGCCCCAGGUCCUCAUCACACUGCAUGUAUUAUACAAUAGAGUGAUGACAUCUAUAUGCAACUGGUACUGUACAGCAAGGGGUGUAACAGUACACGUAUUCAUGCCGAACCAUUCAGUGGCCGAUCAUCCAUCAUCGUUUAAAUCUACAAUUUGGGAACAUUUUGACUUCCCAGUAGAUUACAACGGUGAUGGACAAAGAGUUGUGGAUAAAAUGUAACAGUAUGUCGCCACGCUCAAUGAGAAUAGCCUAUGCAGCUGCCAACACCUCAAAUAUGUUGACACAUCACCCCGGUAUACCGGAGCAAGACGGAAACGCAAAGAGAAAACAACACAACAUCGUCUCCCCUCUGCAUUCAAGCAUUCCUUGCAGCUGAUUCUGACCGGGCCAAAGAAAUUACAAGAGUGAUAGGUAGGCUAUGCUUAUAUUUUGUAGUCUUUGGUUUAUAGACGCGGAUAUGCGCCCAUUCAUGGUGGUUGAGAAUGGGGGGUUUCAGCACCUCAUGAAAGUGCUCGAGCCACGUUACGAACUUCCCUCUAGCACCCAUUUCAGCAAACACUUAAUACCUACUCUAUAGAUGGGUUUGUUGUUUAGCAACAAAACCAAGGCGUGCGCAACUAUGGGGCAAAACAGACGGGGUUGGCUUAGAUUGUUGACAACAUGUAAACAAUAUUUAGUCUUCAAUGUUUAUUGAAAACAGAAAUAAAUGUGCACAAUGAGCACUUGUUGACCCUUAAAUACAUCGUUACAGUUGUUGGUUAGCUAGCUAGCAAAUUUUGCCAUAUUAGCAUUGACAUGAAAUCAGUCAAAACACCUCAAACAAGACAUGGUAUCAAGAACAAGAUGAAACUAGAUGAAACAAGCCACUUACAAUUCCCCACAUUGUAGUCCUGUUAUUGUUGCUAGCCAUCUGGCCAUCCAGUCACAACAACUCACAGACUUCUGCCCUAUUGAACCGUACGCAUUGUGUUAGUGACGUUGUCAGCUAACCCAGCUAUAUAAACAAGCCAAAGCCAACGUUUUCAAUGAAUUGGCCAAUUCACCCUGUGUUACGCUUACUUAACAGUGACAGCCCAUCACAUUACCCCAGAGUGAGAGAUGUACCGUGCUACAGACAUGCCCCCUUUAUGAGAGUCACAACUGUGCAUCUGGCACUCAAGGUGGCAGUGUCAUGGUACGUUCCUAACUAAGUGGGAAGUGGGAAUUUACCACAUACGACUGUGAAUAAUCCUCUUGAACGGCCCUCCAACUGGUAAUUACUAGUGGGAAACUCGUCUAUCAUCCUGAGCACCCACUUCUCCCACAUGGUGACUUCUGACGUCACCUACUAAGGAAACAGACAUUUUUGGCAGUUAAAUGCAACAGCAAAACAUAAUUUAUAAAAAAGCAAUCUAUUAUUGUGUUUUUUUUUUACUCUAUAAUUUGUUUACAAGCAUGAUAGCUGUACAGUCGUGGUCAAACGUUUUGAGUAUGACAAGUAUUGGUCUUCACAAAGUUUGUUGCUUCAGUGUUUUUAAAUAUUUUUGUCAGAUGUUACUAUGGUAUACUGAAGUAUAAUUACAAACAUUCCAUAAGUGUCAAAGGCUUUUAUUGACAAUUACAUGAAGUUGAUGCAAAGAGUCAAUAUUUGCAGUGUUGACCCUUCUUUUUCAAGACCUCUGCAAUCCGCCCUGGCAUGCUGUCAAUUAACUUAUGGGCCACAUCCUGACUGAUGGCAGCCCAUUCUUGCAUAAUCAAUGCUUGGAGUUUGUCAGAAUUUGUGGGUUUUUGUUUGUCCACCCGCCUCUUGAGGAUCGACCACAAGUUCUCAAUGGAAUUAAGGUCUGGGGAGUUUCCUGGCCAUGGACCCAAAAUUUAGAUGUUUUGUUCCCCGAGCCACUUAAUUAUCACUUUUGCCUUAUGGCAAGGUGCUCCAUCAUGCUGGAAAAGGCAUUGUUCGUCACUAAACUGUUCUUGGAUGGUUGGGAGAAGUUGCUCUCGGAGGAUGUGUUGGUACCAUUCUUUAUUCAUGGCUGUGUUCUUAGGCAAAAUUGUGAGUGAGCCCACUCCCUUGGCUGAGAAGCAACCCCACACAUGAAUGGUCUCAGGAUGCUUUAUUGUUGGCAUGACACAGGACUGAUGGUAGCACUUACCUUGUCUUCUCCGGACAAGGUGUUUUCAGGAUGCCCCAAACAAUCGGAAAGGGGAUUCAUCAGAGAAAAUGACUUUACCCCAGUCCUCAGCAGUCCAAUCCCGGUGGCUUCUUUGCUGCCCUUCUUGACACCAGUCCACCCCCCAAAAGUCUUCGCCUCACUGUGCGUGCAGAUGCACUCACACCUGCCUGCUGCCAUUCCUGAGCAAGCUCUGCACUGGUGAUGCCCCGAUCCCGCAGCUGAAUCAACUUUAGGAGACGGUCCUGGCGCUUGCUGGACUUUCUUGGGCACCCUGACGCCUUCUUCACAACAAUUGAACCUCUCUCCUUGAAGUUCUUGAUGAUCCGAUAAAUGGUUGAUUUAGGUGCAAUCUUACUAGCAGCAAUAUCCUUGCCUGUGCAGCCAUUUUUGUGCAAAGCAAUGAUGACGGCACGUGUUUCCUUGCAAGUAACCAUGGUUAACAGAGGAAGAACAAUGAUUUCAAGCACCACUCUCCUUUUAAAGCUUCCAGUCUGUUAUUCUAACUCAAUCAGCAUGACAGAUUGAUCUCCAGCCUUGUCCUCAUCAACACUCUCACCUGUGUUAACGAGAGAAUCACUGACAUGAUGGCAGCUGGUCUUUUUGUAGCAGGGCUGAAAUGCAGUGGAAAUGUUUUUUGGGGAUUAAGUUCAUUUUCAUGGCAAAGAGGGACUUUGCAAUUAAUUGCAAUUCAUCUGAUCACUCUUCAUGACAUUCUGGAGUAUAUGCAAAUUGCCAUCAUCAAAACUGAGGCAGCAGACUUUGUGAAAAUUAGUAUGUGUCAUUCUCAAAACUUUUGACCACGACUGUACUUUUAGUUUAUGGUUGAUGCAGCAUGUUGGCCAUUAGCCAAUCUGCGUUUCUCAACGAGUUCAAAUCACAUGAAUCCAUCCAACUGGUAUUUACAACUUCACAACUGGUACAUUUCCACCUACCACAUGGUUACAAACGCAGCAUCAGAGUGGAAACUUGAGAAGCCCAACAUAACAAUCGUGUCACAACAGACAAUGCCAUGAACAUUGUGAAUGCUGAACAUUGUGAAUGGCAUUUCAUUUUCCCGCUGUACCGAAACCGAACUGAACCGUGACCCCAAAACCGCAAUAGGUACCGAACCGUGGGUUUGGUGAACCAUUACACCCCUAUGUACAGCUCUCCACUCCCCUGUGGAAAAGUACUUUUUAUAACCUUGCUAGGUUUUGAGCCCUCAUACUUUACAACAGAAGCCCUGUUUAUACCUGGUUCUAUCAUGUAUCCUUUGUCCUGAUCUUGUCCACAUUCUGAUUGUGCCCAUCUUUUUUGACAAGUGUAGAUGAUUAAUAAAAGACGCAUUGAAAUCUGAUUGUGAUCAGAUCUUCCUCAACACCUACCGAGGUAGUCAGACGCAUUGUGUCUGGAUAUCUUACAAGUGUAGACGGAUCUCCACAGUGAAACCAUUUCAAUCAUCAUCCCGUCCUAUAAAACAUUGACACAUAUUGAUGCCAUUGACUUAUGGCAUCAAUAUGUGUCUUAAAAUAAAUAAAUAUUAUUUUGAAAGAAUAUCUCUCAAAUAAUUAGCAUAGAGGGAGGGACCAGGAUAUCUGAUCACAAUGCAGAGACAGUGGACAGAUAAGAGACACAUUUUACUACCAUGUGUUGAUGCAACAGCUACAAUGUGGGCACAAUCUGAAAGUGAAUAAGAUCAGGACAAAGGACACAUGGGAUGCGUUUACACAGGCAGCCCAAUUCUGAUAUUUUUUUCACUAAUUGGUAUUUUCACCAAUCAGAUCAGCUCAGAAUUUUUUUUUGAAAAUACUAAUUAGUGGAAAAAAGACCUGAAUCCGGCUGCCUGUGUAAACACAGCCAUGUUAGCCCCAGGUAUAAACGAGGCUAGAAAUAGCAGUUUUUAAGCAAAAAGCAUGAUGUAGUGACCGCCACAUGUGUGGGAUUCUUGCAUAUUUUGAGAUAGUUUGUUUUCUUCUGAAGCACUGGAUGUACUUGUUCCUGAGCCACUUUCCAGUUAAAGCAAUCCUUGCCUUCAAUCAUGCUUAAGAAAAAAAGCAAUAUUGACUUAUCAUAACCCUGUUCUGUCUUUGUAGAUUCUUCUUUAUUUCCACUGUAGGCUCUUUUGUGGGUGGACCGCUAUUCAUUCUCUUUCCGCUAAGUCAUGACUUGUUAUGAAACUUAGUUAUGAAAACAUAAAACUCGCUGAGAAUGUGCUUAGACAGCGCUAUAGUUAUGCAAUAUCUGUCUUUGUCCAUGAAUAAUUUUGAAAAGAACGGGGGAAGAGAAAAUAACAGAAUAUUUGGAGAGGUGUUCACUUUGCUCUUAAAGUGGAGGUGUUGAGAUCAGUGGCAUUCAGAGGGCAGAUUGGAGUACAUCUGAAAAAGAGAUCAAAGAGGGAGAGGAUGAGAUGACAGAUCCUUGCUGCUCUGCUGUCUCUGGUCUGUCUGAGAGGAUCCGGCUCUCACAUUCACACUAAUCUAGGCCUCCAUUAUCAUGGAGCACACACUUCCUUAACAAAGGGUGGUCUGUUUAUUAUAGGAGGUACAUUUUGUUCUAUUUCGUCCAAUGACAUUGACAGAACGUGUAAUUGUCAAGAGUGUUUGUGAUUUUUUAAAUUCUGACUGGUGAUUAGGUUCAGCUAAGUGCAGCUACAACUUAUAGAAUGUGAUCAACAAUAUAUCUAAUGAAUUCAGUGUAUGACAGCAUGACUCCCCUAAUGAUCCAUCGUCUCACUCUGUGUCCAUGCAGAGGUGUCUGUGUCAUUUGACAGAGAGUCGUCGGUGACCUACACCUUCCAGGAGCCUUUCUCUGUGAUGCAGAACAGGAGCUCCCAGGCCUCCAGCGUCUACAGAGAGAGCAGCAGGGCCAGAGAGAACAUGGCUUUCAGCUUCAUGACCACACAAAGCCCUGCCAUGCUGCUCACUGUCAGCACCUUCAGCCAGCAGUACAUAGCUGUAAUCCUGGCACUCAAUGGUAGGGACACCUCUACUACUCAUUUGUCUGUAGUAGUGGAGGCUGCUGAGGGGAGGACGGCUUAUAAUAAUGGCUGGAAUGGAGUGUAAAAGUUGGCACUCCACCAAGGCUUUAGCAAAGGGGGUUAUAAUGGCUCAAUUAGCUAGCAGAGUGCAACUCUAAAUUCAGAAUUUAAUCUCAUUAUAUGGAGGAGUGUUUUCUCCCAUUGUACCUCACAGCAAAGGGCUGAAAGAACCAAGUUGCCUUGUGCAACUUUCAACACAAAUAAUGCAAUCCAUUUUUAUAGAAAGAUGGAAUUAUAGUCCCUUCACAAGUAUGGAACAAGUAAUGUGUCAUGUUUAAAAUAUUUCCAUCCAUUACAUAACGGACAGGAAUAAAAAAAGAAUUUAACCUUGACAGAUCCAGGUUCAGCAAUGCGUCUAAGCCUAUUCAGCCUCAUCCAUAACGAAGCUUUGAGUGCUCCAGAUCACGCACCUUAGACCUCUAAUCUGACAGCCUUCCAAGUAGAACAGAAAGCCCAUCAACAUCGUGUUGAGUUACACUCGUUGUUCUUUAAGUUGUUGCUCCUUUAUGCUCUUUUGUGUUCAUCGGGGCGUGUGGAAGAGUCACGCCUUUGUAAAUAUUGGAGGAUCAGGAGGACACUUCAUCCACAGUAAUCUCCGGCACCCGGGCACUGUCAGGGGUUUCUCAAACAAAACAUAAAACCAUUCGCCAACUGAGCUGGAAUUGUAAUAUUGACCCAUCUUCACUUGAUAAUGUAAAGCUCUCUGCCUCUCUGAUCUAGUGUCGUGUGUGUGGGAGGACCAUUGAGGCUGUUUGAGGAUAACUAUUUAUACAUCUACAGAUGUAGGAUCUUAAUUUAAUCACUCUUUUGUUGAGGAGAAUGUUCCUGCACAGCAGGAAAUGCAAACAUGUUGUGUAGUGUAUUGUGUAAGGUUUCUGAAAUUUGUAAUUUCCACUUUUAAAAUUUGCCCUAACGUAAAAUGUAUCAACCAUUACAAAAAAUAUCCAUGAAUGAUAAUCCACAUAAUAAUUCACAUUUCCUGUUGCCUCAGGAUUAUUUUCCUGCUGUAGCAAACUGGCUCAAAUUAAGAUCCUACAUCUGUAAAGAGGUAACUGUGGGGGCAUCAAUAGAGAAGCACACUGAGUGUACAAAACAUUAGGAACACCUUCCUAAUAUUGAGUUGCACCCCCUUUUGCCCUCAGAACCGACUCAAUUUGUCAGUUCAUGGACUCUACAAGGUCUUGAAAGCAUUCCACAGGGAUGCUGGCCCUUGUUGACUCCAAUGCUUCCUACAGUUCUGUCAAGUUGGCUGGAUGUCUUUUGGGUGGUGGACCAUUCUUGAUACACACGGGAAACUGUUGAGCGUGAAAAACCCAGCAGCAUUACAGUUCUUGACACACUCAAACCGGUGCGACUGGCACUUACUACCAUACGUCUUUCAAAGGCACUUUAAUCUGAAUGGCACACAUACACAAUCAAUGUCUCAAUUGUCUCAAGGCUUAAAAUCCUUCUUUAACCUAUCUCCUCUCUUUCAUUCAGUCAUAAUGAUCUUUUUGUUCGCAUUCCAAACUAAAUGCUCUUUGGUUCUCGGCUUUCCAAACUCAUUUAGAUUGAUUGAUGUGCGUGGGGCAUUGAAUAGGUUAAGGUGAGGUGAGCCUCAUGAGAUAAGUUUAGCUAUUUAAAGGUUAUUCUCAAGCCUCUGGCUUUUUAAUGAUUAAACAACUCUUGGGACAAUCUCAUAGGCACAGCUCAUGGAAAAUUGACGUAUUCAAAGAAACAAGCCAAUAACAUUUCCAAAGCACCAUAAGGGCAAUUGAUGGAUAUUUCAAAAUAAGUUUUCAUUUUGGUGCAUACUUUAGCCCGAAUGAUAACUAGAGAUAUUUGCAUAGUCUUCACAUUGACUUCGAUGCAUAAUUUAAACAAGUCCAAUAGUCCCACACAUUAAGGUAAGUUUUAGAUCUUUCAAUGCAUAGUUUUCACCCAGUUUGUGUUGUGUUCUGCAGGGAGUCUCCAGAUCUGGUAUCGUCUCCAUGUGGACAGGAAGCCAGAUGUGUUCAGCCCCAGCCCCAGCAGCCUGGCAAACGGAUGCCUCCACCGUAUCAGAAUCCACCGUCAGGGGAAAGAUGUCUACCUACAGGUGAGCAAUGGAGACAUGUACAAGAGGUGUAGAUCCUGUGCAUUGUAAUUCCAUCACAGCAUCUGGGCAAUAUUGUUAUCGUUAUGAAAGUGCUGUAGUUCCCAAUCAAUUUAGCUGGACUACAGAAAACUGCAGCCAUUUAGAUGAAUCAGUAUUUCCUGUAAUCCUUGUUUUUAUUUUUUGAUUACUUUCCACUUUCCCCCAGAUCGACCAGGACAUCCACAGAAAGUACACCCUGUCAUCUGAUGCAGAGUUGAUCUUAAUCAGAUCCUUGACUUUGGGCAAAGUCAUUGGUAAGCCCGCCUAUGAAAUGAUACUGCCAUGCAUGGAGCUAUUUUGAAUAAAGGAAUGAGGAGGACCACGCUCACACGUGUGCUGUUUCAUGACUUUAUGUGAUACUGUUCACACCUAUUUCUCCACAUUUUCAAACCCGUUCUCAGAAUAGCUUUUGUAAGCCCGGACUUGCAGAUUGAAAGAUUUGACCAUCACUGCUGAAGCAUAAUUAUUUGUAUAUCCCUCACUGCUGUUGCCAUAGAAACCUUUAUCUUUAAUUCAGGAGGCAAAGGAGGCUGAAUCUAAUAAAGGCUGAAUAAAGAUUAAUUGACGGGGCCUAAAAGGGUUCUGUCAGAGAGCAAAUAAAAGUUGUAUACAAUAACCUAAGCAGAAAGCCAAUUCUCUCUCUCUCCUACUCACUCACUCCUCUAAUCAACAGCAUACAAAUGAAGAUCUAUUAAAAAUGCUCUGCAUACAUAUAUUCCACAAUGACUAACUUGUACAUCAUAAUAGAUAUCUGUUUUGUUUGUUUUAGGUUAAAAUAAACUUGUUCUCUUGUGAGAUGACUUUCUUUCCAGUGAGAGACUAUACUGCUAUAACAGUUCAAUGUUAAUUCUGAAUUACAGGAGGAGAGAAUUUUGAUGAGGAAGUGAUGCAGGCAGGAUCUAAGGGCUUCUUUGGCUGCCUGUCAUCAGUUCAGUUCAAUCACGUGGCUCCACUGAAGGCAGCGCUACUAAACCGUGGCAGCUCAUUGGUCAGCGUACGGGGUCACCUGGUGGAGUCAAACUGUGGGGCGCUGGCUGACUCAACAACCUUACACCCACUCUCAGGUAAGCUAUUGUAAAACACAGUCUCCACUCAGCUAGCUGGAUAAAACUCAGGUCGAACAAAUACAUUUGUUUGUUUACUAUGCCACAGCUGUUCAGCUUUCAUACUGGAAGCCAUUUAAAGGUGUGUGGGAUCAACUGUGGAUGUUCAGUUUUGCCUCCGGCUUAAAGCAUCCUUAUUACAUUUCAGGGAUAAAUCAGGAACGAAUCGAGACCACAAUGAGCUGAUGCCUGACAGCCUAAUGGAAGUUUUGUUUAUCAUUGUUUACGCAGUUACCAAAAUAUGUUAUCUUCUGCCACAUACAGCCUGUUGAGGAACAUCCAUUGGCUGCACAGCUCGUUCACUCAUUACUGAAAGUUAAUUAAUUAGCUGGCUUCUCUUUUCUUCUCUGCCAGAUCAAGCUGCGAAACCAAACAAAGAUAAGGAGCAGCAUGGCAAUGACACCCGGCAUGAUUCAGCAGUAAUAGGAGGUUCGUUUCUCUAUUUUGUCUUAAUUUAUUGUUCCUGUGUUAAUAUGAAAUUAGCCUCAGAUGUCACUUUGUCUGACUUUCUUUUUCUUUCUUCCUUUCUCUUACUCUCUUACCUUACACUAGUUUUUUUUGGUUGUCUCAUUGUUGAGUCCUUGAUAACCUAACCUGUGAUGUCACAACCAACCCUUGCUCAUCUACAGGUGUGGUGACAGCAGUGGUCUUCAUCACUCUGUGUGUGGUGGCGGUGAUGACCCGUUUCCUGUACCAACACCGGCAAGCCCAGAGAGACGCCAGCAUCAAGGAGAAGGAGCACCGACACAACCUGGAAACAGCCUACCGGAGAGAAGCAGCCUACCAGGCAGAACCAGCCUACCGGACAGAGCUCCACCUCCAUGACAGCUCCACCCUCAGGGACAACAGGGAGUACUACAUCUGA
Molecule: messenger RNA, 28468 nt
Organism: Coregonus sp. 'balchen'
Lineage: Eukaryota; Metazoa; Chordata; Actinopteri; Salmoniformes; Salmonidae
Source: the annotation of a GenBank genome assembly